GCUCCGUGCCGUGUAGUUGGUACAGUCCACUUGCCGGUUGGAGUUGUUGCUGAGGAGCUUCUUGUUCCACACAAACCGUUAAACUGCUAUGCAGCCGUCGCGCGGGUCCUGUUGCAGAGACCGCAGGGUUUUACAAAAAUGUUUCCGUCUUAUCAACGGAGUAACCCCGGACAGCAGGGCAAGGUCGCGUUAUUUUACCUUUUCUGCAGUCUCACAGGCGUGUGGGGCAGUCAGGUGCUGGUGCCUCAGAGGGUGAACGCUGUGCUGGGGAAGAACGUGACGUUGGAGUGCCGGGUGGAAGUGGCUUCCAACCUCACUCUCACUCAGAGUUCCUGGGAGCGUCGGCUGCCGUCGGGCUCCGUCACAGUGGCUGUUUACAACCCCCUCUACGGCAUCUCCAUCCCUCCGGAGUUUCUCAAUCGCCUGUAUUUCCGCUCGCCCUCCUCACACGACGCCACCAUUGUCUUGGGAAACGUGGGAUACGCUGACGUUGGGAUCUAUACCUGCAAGGUGGCCACGUUUCCUCUCGGAAACACUCAAGCCUCCACUACUGUCAAUGUACUCGUGGAGCCGAAGGUCUACGUGUCUGCAGGUUCGUCCGCUCUGAUCGACGGUGGCAACGACACUGUGGUGGCCACCUGCAUUGCGGAGCGAGCCAGGCCCCCCGCUGAGGUGUCCUGGGAAUCCAACCUUUUUGGACAGUCCGAAGUGCAGCUGUUUGACGAGGCCAACGGCACAACCAGCACGCAAGUGAGCUACCUGUGGCAGCCCACACGUCACAUCCAGGGCCACGCACUCACCUGUGUCGUCCGCCACCCGGCCCUGCAGAGGGACUUCAGGAUCCCCUACCAACUCAAUGUGCAGUUUGCUCCUGAUAUCUCUGUUGUGGGCUAUGAUGGAGACUGGUAUGUUGGUCGGAAAAAUGUUCAAAUGGCAUGCAAAGCCAAUGCAAACCCACCGGCUAAUCACUUCAGAUGGAUCAGAUUGGACAGUGAAAUGCAAGAAGGGGUGGAAAUAAUGAACAGCACUUUGCUCUUCCUGCGACCCCUCCAGCGGAACGACUCUGGAGUUUACAGGUGUGAGGUUGCCAAUGACAUCAGCCUCCGAAGUCGGGAUGUGCGCAUUCUCAUACAAGAUCCUCCCACCAUGCCUUCCACCAUAACUGUUCCUGUCCUAACUGGCUCUGCCUCCUCCACCUUAGUCGAUGAUAUGGGGCAUGUCCUUCUCAGCUCCCCAACACUCAAAGCCCUACCUGAGAGUAAUCUCGGUUCCAUAGUGGGUGGGGCUGUGGGCGGGGCCUUGUUUCUGCUACUGCUGCUGUGUCUGGUUGGCGUGUGUUACCUACGGAAACAGCAAACCUUCCACGGGAACUACUACACCAAACAGUGCCUGGGCCCCAGUGACCUCCAGAAAGCCCCCACGCAGCACGAGCUCCACCCCACUAAAGCUGGAAGCGGCUCCCACCAUCGGGACCACGACCGAGAGGAGUGGGGCGACCGCCAGCUCAAACAGGAGCGUGACCGUCGUCACCAUAGCAACUACAAUGGAGAGGAGUAUCCCCCGAAUGGCUACACUAGGGCAAUGAGGGAGAGCAGCCAUCCCAGCAAUCAGCAGAAUCCCCACCCUGAACACAUGCAGUAUUCCAGCCCUCGGCAGGCCAGAUGUGCCAGAUACCCUCACUCACCUAAAGCGCAGAGAAACGGCGCCCCCUGCCUGUCAGAUGAAUGCUACGAUAGCGGGCCGCAGGGCGACUAUGUCUCUCACACAGACGGGUCGGUCAUCUCGCGUAGGGAGUGGUACGUUUGAUGUUCCUGAAGGGACGAGACACAAAGCAGAAGGUCUCAAUUCUGUAGUCUCUCUGAUUUGGAGUUUCCUGGUUGAUACUUGAGACAUAACGUUUGUGUUCUUGAUGUGGGCAGACUGAGUAACCAACAUCUAAAUUCCUACACAAGUCUACUUGUCUCUAGUUUGUGUGUAGAGACUAACUAGAGGUUAUGUAAAAGCGUUUGCCUUACUAAACGGACUGCCAAUGCAUUUACUUGUAUGUCUUUCAGUUGAGUGGAAGCCUUGGGGGCUUGCAGACCACAUAUGGAUGUUGUAGAAAGACAACUUUUUUUUUUGUUGAUUUUACACAAUCUGCCUUCUUUGGCUAAAUGUCACUCUUAGUUUAGAUGACUUUUGAUUAUCAAUGGCUGGUAUUCAAAAAUGGUGCAGAACUGCUGACUAGAAGUAAUAACCCGGCAUUUUUUCUAAAACUCAGUCGGACGCAGUAGGCUAAUUUAAAAAAAGAUAUUCAUCCCAUUGAGAAAUCAGAAUGACUUCAUAACUGAUGACCUCUGCACACAGAUCUAUAACCAUAAGAUGUUGCACUGCCUUUUGCAAAACCUAUAUGGACAACAAUGUCAUUUUUCUUCUUCUACCUAUUGUGUAACUCGCCAUGAUGGGAGCCUUGCAAGCUUGAGGACUUGACCACCGAUGUCCUAGUGAUGUCCUCUCUAAAGCUGGCGGGGUAGAGUGGGAACCCUAAGAGCGUCUCUACACCCUCGGGAGAGCCAGUGGGGCUGAGGCAGUCCACUGUAACAACGGACUGGAUUUCUCAGUCGAGCCUUGAAAGGCAAACAUGCUACAAAAUUCUGCACUUUUAGAUAAGCUUGAAUUCUAUGACUUCUGUUUUACAUUUGUGUCAUUUAAUGAUUUGGGGGAGAUUUUCUAGUUUCUUGAUUUAGCCUCAAACGCAUUCUCCUGUUCUCUACCGGAUGGUAACGGACGUGUUGGAGAGUUUGCACUCUGACAGCUACCCAGGCCUCUUGGAAAUUCAAGAGUCCUGUCAGCCGGGGUAUUGUUGAAAGCAGGCUACAGUAUGGCAGGCACCAUACGCCGGCCUCCCAGUCUCAAAGUAUUUUGUUUCACAAAGAAGUCAUUGAAGAGUGCCACCAGUACACCGGACUAAUUUAAUCUGUAGAGAAAGACACAAUCACAUUCUGAGGCAUUAAUAAGCUUAUUGUUGGUCAUCCAUGUGUCUACGUGUGCAACGGCACACUCUAGUCAUUUUCACCAGUCGUCUGUGUUUUUUGAAUUAAGCAUUUAAUACUACUAGUAUUAUUACAGUCAAUUCGACAUUAAGACAAUUCAGGUCACUAGUGAGGAAUGUGUGUUCUCAAAGCCACAGCACAGUGCUUUCUCGCAAGAUUGGACGAAAAUAUCUAUUUGCACGUUGAGUCAUAGUUAUUCUUUGAGAAAAUAUAAAUGAAUACACCCUUUUAUUUAUUUUUAUCCAUAAAUGGUUUUCCAGCUGGAUUUAUUCAUUUCUAACAAGCAGCAUUUAUUAAUCAAGUUUCUCCAGUGUUGCAGGUGUAAAAGAACUGUGAGUGAAGCGAGGACAACGUGUUUUAGGUCUGUGUCGUUGGGCCCAGUACUCAGGGGUCAGACUUAGAUGAAGCCAUUAUAGAUUUAAAAAUACGUUUGUUUUUGUACUUGAUCAAUUACACACAGUUCAUUUAAUGUUAGUUAUUUACCAGGCAGAUUGGAAGAGAUCCAACAAUUUCUUUCAAACGUACUAGCUUGUGAAUACAUGUCAACUUUAUGGUCACUUAUACAAUUUAGCUGCCAGAUGCCAAAUAUUUGUUUAACUUGUAUGUAUAAGUAAGAUAACAUAAGUAUUGCUGACUAGCUAACAACUGAUCAUAAGCUUAUAUAAAUGACUAACGUAUCACUGUUGUCUACAGGGUCUUGUAGCCUGAAAUAAAAGUGAAAAGAUGCUUUAGGCCACUUAUAAUACAGUAACAGGUGUCAAAUGGGGAAGUAGUAAUAUUGUUAUGAACCCUCACUAAUUAUUUGUCAGGAUGUGAAUUUUUGUGCGGUGAGUAGGCUGCGAUUCUCAUGGUAACAUUUGAUAAUGUGUCACUGCAGAUCAUGCUGUGCAACUCCUUCCAGGGGCUGUACACCACAACUCAUUUAUGCUCAUGGAAAGAAGCUUCCUAUUCUAACAAGUAGCUAAGUUUUCGUUGACUCCAAUUCAUUGAACAUAAUUCCUCACUUACCACUAGUGGUGUCCAAAAACACUGGAUGAUCUAUAGAGCCCCGUCUUGGUAGAAUCUGUUUACAGUGUGGAUCACCCGAAGUAACUCCGUUUCUGUGAAGUGUCUUUAAUGCAAUGUUUCAAUGUCACAAGCUCCUCAAACAAAAUGUCUACCGUCAUUGUAUUGGUGUGGAGUUCUGAGACAAUAUCAUUAACCGUCUGAAUUAUUAGACAUUGUUAUUGACAUUGUUAAUGACUGUUCAGAAUGAUGUGUAUAGUUGGCAAUUUUUGAACCACAAAACCUAAUUUAGACAGUUGAAUUAAAUGUAAGGUUUUGGGGGUGGCUGUGCUGCUAAGGGCCGAUUAUUUAUUUUAUUUUAUUUUUCUGCCUUUCUGGUCACUGUUGCAUAAAUGCAGCAAAUAACAGCAAGCAGAGCAUCGUAGCACCUUCUGGUGUUUGCUUCUAUGCACCAAGAAGGAAAUUCCACUAAUCUAUAUACUAUUUUUGCUUCACAUGUCAGUUUUCAGCCCCCCUCUGGAUGAAUUCAUUUAUUUUCUACCCUGACAUGUGUUUGAUCAGACAUCAAUAUCUUUAAACCUUGAUAAAUGUCCUUCACUUUGGGUUGAGAACUGCAACUAGUGCCUUAGAUAUGUAGAAGAAACAUGUGGUCUCUUAUCAUUUACUAAUGGAUUUAAGAACUGGUUUGGUUGCUCUGAGAUUUAUUUGUUUGUCUUUUUUUGUUUUCUGCUUACUUGUGUGUAAGGACUCCAUAGUGCCACAUUCCCUUUUCUGCCCCAGUCACCGUGACCAUUAAUGGCGUAGUAUAUGUAAACAUGGAGGCAUUACACAGAAAACGACAAAGUUGGAAUGCAUUGUUCCUGUAAAAUGAGUGGGAGCAUCUUUUCGAUCAGGGCCUUUAGUUUUCUGUAGGGAAGAAUUAACUUCAGUCUCACAUUGUCAAUGUAAAAAAACCUUGUCAUGUAUUUUUUUUUUGUAUAUACAGAAAAAAAUCUCUGGAAAAAAAUAUUUCUGUCAGCGACAACAGUGCAGCAUUAUUUUGUCAAUCUUUUUGAGAUAUUUUAGUUCAAUAAAGCACCUUAGCACCUGUGA
This is a messenger RNA of Pungitius pungitius (ninespine stickleback), 5129 nucleotides long. It is a transcript of the gene nectin3b, whose product is annotated as nectin cell adhesion molecule 3b. The record is from RefSeq and is a predicted model, not a curated record. Gene Ontology annotation, biological process: heterophilic cell-cell adhesion; homophilic cell-cell adhesion. The transcript is spliced from 6 exons. Bases 139 to 1806 code for a protein of 555 amino acids. Lineage: Eukaryota; Metazoa; Chordata; Actinopteri; Perciformes; Gasterosteidae. Gene Ontology annotation, cellular component: apical junction complex; adherens junction.